Molecule: messenger RNA, 1140 nt
Organism: Ilyonectria robusta
Lineage: Eukaryota; Fungi; Ascomycota; Sordariomycetes; Hypocreales; Nectriaceae
Product: chaperonin 10-like protein
Exons: 1
Coding region: 75-1118 (347 amino acids)
Molecular function (GO): oxidoreductase activity, acting on NAD(P)H
Source: RefSeq, a predicted model, not a curated record
CAGCCCCUAGAAUCACGCCUACAGUUUAACCUCUAAUACCCAACAUCAUUAUAUCUCGUGACUCAAAACUCAUCAUGGCCACCCAGAAAGCAAUCGUCGUCACCGCUCCCCAAAAGGCGGACUUGGUCACCGACAGACCCAUUCCCACUCUGCGCGACGAUUAUAUCCUCGUCAAGACCGUCAGCGUCGCCCUCAACCCCACAGACUGGAAGCACAUCGAGUUCCUGGCCCCCCCAGGCUCUUUGAUCGGAUGUGACUACUCCGGCGUCGUCGAGGCCGUUGGCAAGGACGUCAAGAAGCCCUUCAAGAAGGGCGACCGCGUCUGCGGAUUCGCCCACGGCGGAAACGCUGUUCAGCACGAGGACGGAGUUUUCGCCGAGUACAUUGUGGCCCAGGGCGACCUCCAGGUUCUCAUCCCGGACAGCCUGAGCUUUCAAGAGGCGGCGACGCUCGGCGUUGGAAUCUCAACUGUUGGCCAGGGACUGUACCAGAGCCUGAAGCUGAACUUGCCCACGGAGCCGCUCAAAGAGUCGGUGCCCAUCCUGAUCUACGGCGGAUCAACCGCCACCGGGACGCUGGCCAUUCAGUUUGCCAAGCUCUCCGGAUAUGAAGUCAUCACAACUUGCUCUCCCCACAACUUUGAUCUUGUCAAGUCGCUCGGCGCCGACAAGGUCUUCGACUACCGCUCCGCAGACGCCGCGGCUGAGAUUCGCAAAUACACCAACGACAACCUCAAAUAUGUCUUCGACACCAUCUCUCUCGAGGCGAGCGCCAAGUUCUCCGACGAAGCCCUGUCCACCGAGGGAGGCGAGUACAGCUCGUUGCUCCCCAUCGCCAUCGAGCGAGCCAACGUGAACGACAGGUCGACGCUGGCUUACACCGUCGUCGGCGAGGAGUUCCUCUUUGGCCCGAAUACCAUCCCUGCAAAGCCCGAGGAUAAGGAGUUCGGCAUUACCUUUUGGGAAUUGGCUAUUAAGCUGCUGGGUGAAGGCAAGGUCAAGGUGCAUAAGCCUAGCGUCCGGUCGGGGGGUCUCAAGGGUGUUCUCGAGGGGCUGCAGUUGAUGAAGGAGGACAAAGUCAGCGGAGAAAAACUUGUUUACAAUGUAUCCAGCGAAUAAGCUUGAGAAGUAAUUAAUGAUC